AUGAUUUUUCGUCGAAGUUCCGGGGAUAUCAAGCUAUUUCGACUAGAAUCAAGCCAUCUUGGGGAGGCUGUUUUGAUGACCGAUCGUACAUUAGAACCCAGACCGUUAUUUUGGUCAAGCAAUCGCAUACGAUACGAUGUCAGUGACAUCAAACGCGCUCGCAUUACAAUCAUUAGUGAGAAGAUGGACAAUCACAAUCAUCGCCAUGCGACAGUGCCCGUAAGAGUUAACACAUUUUCAGUCUGCAGCGAGUCGAACUGCCAAAUCACUUCGUCAUCGCAUCUCAUCGCAGAGCAAUUACCAGACACUGCACAUUUAGGAUGGCUAAAGUUUUCUAGUCCGUGGGGUGAACAGUUUUGCGUUAACUGGAACCGGGACUGGACUUCCCUAAAAUCUAGCAUUCGAACAUUUCUUGAACCGAAAAACCAGGAAGUGAUACAGGAGCCGGCCGCCCCAAUGGUCCACCAAGAUCCGACAGUCAUCCAGGAGCAGAUCGCUCCCAUGGUUGACCUCGAGCUCGAGUCAUUAGACACUUACGUAACUAUGCCGCUCGCGGAGCUGCAUAGGUCGAAACCCAUUACACUCAGAGGUCCUAAUUCGAGCUGUCUUCGGGUCUGGAUCUCGCUAUCAAGAGAAACUUUUAUUGGCAGGAGUCGAUACGAAUUGGGCAUUCAUGGGAGGAUUGUGAAAAGAGAUAGUAACGAGGAAGACAGCUCAUCUGAGCCCCUAGCCGCUUGUGGAGAAUCACAGCUUGAGGGUCUCAGUUUACAGGACGACACUUGA
Molecule: messenger RNA, 783 nt
Organism: Alternaria atra
Lineage: Eukaryota; Fungi; Ascomycota; Dothideomycetes; Pleosporales; Pleosporaceae
Exons: 2
Coding region: 1-783 (260 amino acids)
Source: RefSeq, a predicted model, not a curated record